CGGGCAGACGGAGUGUCAUUUUGCUGAAAUGGUUUCAUGUUUGCUUAAAAAGCUUAAAUCGAUAUUUACAUCAUUUGUAGAAUAUGGAGCACAUAAAUGAAUACGAUAUCGACAUGUUCUAAUUAACACGCAACUGACUGGAGUAGUAAACAAUGGACAAGUUUAGGCUAAUUAUUUAUUUUAUUGGGUUUGCAAUCCUCCUCGCCUUUGCUUCUUGUUCGACCUGGGGGUUUUCAAACACAAAUGUAGCCCAACAUACGUAACUUGUUGACGAAGGAUAAAUCCAUAUGCAUUUAUUAAUUUUAAUCGAUGGGAUCAUACGUCGUCCAGGUUGUAAUAAUUGACAAGCAAAUAGGGAAACACGACUGUCUAGACUUUAUAAAUAUUUUUGACAAUAUACCCUACCCAGGAUUAUAAUGUUGUCGGAAUGUCAAUAAAAUUUGUUGGCUGUCUAAAACUAAGAAAUGUGUUAGUUGAGAGACCAGUUAACAGAUUAACGUAAGGAUACUUUAUACUCGCAUUUCUUCCAGUCCGCCACCCAGAAAUUGGGUGUUUCCCGUUUCUCGGAAAAAUGCAGAAUGCAGGAUCCCUUCGUAAACACCGGGCUCGUAAUUUAUCCAAGAUAUCCUGUCAGGGAUUGCUUUCAAACAAGGAUAAGGAUAAAUUGGUCAUUCUCAAUCGGGGAGCUAGUGGUUUGACCAAGGCAGAAUUUGUGGCCGUAGAAACUUCCGGCUUGCCAGAAAGUCCUCCAAUAAAUGAUCGAGAUCCAACCGAAACUCGACCAUAUUUACUGAGCAGCGGUGUAAUUUGGCGUCUCAAAACGAUCCUUACCCUGGGACGGGCUGUAUUCAUAUUUCCCUGGAGCUGGGGUUAAUUUCUGGGGGAAGAUAAGAUCUCUAAUUUCGAGAUCACGGCCUGGAGCCAGACUUGGGAAAGGAUUUGGCUGCUGGGGUCACUCGUGAUUUUGUCCUGUUCCAGCGUCCUGACUCUUUUUCAGUCCUCUUUGUUAAUCAGGAUUGUCCAAAGUUCUCCAGACUCGUAUCGGCUCCCGUUCAAGUUAUACACGAGCAUUUGUUGGCAUCUCCACUCCGUCAUGCUUGGCGGGCUUUUCUUGAUCUACAGUGAGGAGAUGAGGAGCUACACGAAUACUUUGUUCGCCUUCAAUAGGAGACUGGUUGCGCGGUACGUCGUGAGUAUGACUGAUUGGAGGAAAAAAGGUGGGCUCUUUAUGAAUGUUACACUCCCAAUACUUUGUACCCAAAUCGUCCUCUCCGCUAUGAGAUACUGCUCCAGCUACAAGUUGCCGCUCUACCUGACUCAUUUCUGGGGAGGAGAAAAUGGGGGUGACACUCCCCUCUGGCUCAUUGCCUUGGGGGCCGUGCAGGAUGUCUACACAUCCGGACAACUCGUGGCUGGGACUUUGUUUCUAGGCUGGGCCACAGUCGCUCAUGCGACGUCCUUGGAGUUUUGGAUGGAAGAAGCGCAUUGCAACAACGAGAGCGACAUGACGCGGGAAGAUUUACGAGAGCACGACCAGUCCAUGGAGCUCUACCGGAUGGCGCAACUCCUCUCAAACCUCUUCAACCACACCGUCGGAAAAGUGGCCAUCCCGAUGUGCGCCUUUUUGAAUUUUUCCGCCGCCAUUGGCCUCGGCUACCUCACCGUGCGAAGUAUGAACCACUUUUUCAUCGAGGAGUUCCCGUCCUCCUUCUUCUUCCCGUUCGGCGCAGUGCUCACCCUCUGCUCGGCCUUUGCACAAUUCCAAAUUGCGACAGUGUUGCAUGACAUGUCGGCAAGUUUUCUGGACUCCUGGUCCAACACGGAGGACCUCGCGGAGAGAAGAUUUCUCGUGUCGUGCGGAUUUAUUAAGACCACGGCGGUCGGAUUCACCUCGGUUACGAGGAAAAGUCUGGUUGGCUAUUUUCAAACGGUGUCGAAUUAUAUUAUUGAUGCAGUCAUUACAUUUCCGUAGUCGGUUGCGACAACAGAGUUUGUUAGUCGAGUUCGUUAUCAUAUAAGUUUCGCUAUUGUAAGCAUGCACGUAUUCGUUUAAUAAUUAUAAUUUGAAUAUUAUGAAUACUAUUACGUUGGAAUUGGACAAUGACUUGAAAAAUUCAUGACGGCGCUAACAACAGGAAACAUGUAUAGCAGGAAAUUCCUGUUAUAAAGCAUUUGUUUAAAACAAUGAUCGAUUGUUCACAGCAAUUUGAUAAAACUAACCUCAUAUCCUGUGUUUAAUACGCAUUCAAAAAAUUCAUUUGGUGUAUGUGAGUAGUAGAUAUCCAUGCAAGUUUCAAUGUGUCCCAAGAUACAGGUCCUAGUCUUUCUUGUGGUGCUGAUUUCAGGUAAAAUACACCAAUUUCCGCAUUUAAUAAUAAAACGGCUAAAUAAAUAUGUGGGGAAAUAUAAAUAAAUUAAAGAAUUUUAAUGGACGCAAUUUACAUUAAAUUGUGAUCACUUUCAUAUCGAUAUCUUUUAUGAUAUUAUCCGUGCAGACAGGAAUAGACGAAUUGCAGACAAUUUUACUAUUUAUGUAAAUAUGUAAAUACAAGUUUCGUCUUAAUGUUACAGCUUCCCAAGCAAGUCCUGGGGCAAAGUGCGUGUGUAAAAAGGAUGACAACGUAUUAACCGGGCGGCAGUGUGGCAAAGAAAUCAACAGAUUGCAAGGCGCCCCUCCAGUCAGGAAACGAAGGGAAGUCGAUGUGUCCACGCUUUACGAUGGUGAGGAAUGCCACCUCGAUUUCAUUUACGAGUGCCCAGAUCCACCAGACGCAACAACACCAGCGAAACCUAAGGAAAAUUGUAUCCAGCUCAUUGACAAUCAUUACACAUGCUCGGACCAGGAUGGAAAUGGAUUCUGCCAAUUUAAUUCAUC
Molecule: messenger RNA, 2875 nt
Organism: Folsomia candida
Lineage: Eukaryota; Metazoa; Arthropoda; Collembola; Entomobryomorpha; Isotomidae
Exons: 6
Coding region: 1094-1972 (292 amino acids)
Source: RefSeq, a predicted model, not a curated record